AUGUCGGAGCUCGCGGCCGAGUUCGGCGCGCUGCAGCCUCUAGUCCCGCCGCUCGCCCUCGCGGUUUGCAUAGCGUGCGUCGCUGGCGCCGGGGCUCUCGCCAACUGCGCGCUUUUAGCCGGCCUGUUCAAGCGCUCAAGAAACGGCCUGGUUUCUAUACUCAUACAAUUAUCUAUAGCAGACUUAAUAUUGCUGGGAACUUCGAUUGCACCAGAGCUAUGGGCCUUCAACACAAGAACUUGGUAUUUUGGCAGGAGUGCUUGUAUAGCAUAUCGUGGGCUAAAUGUUGUCUCUACGACGGCAUCUUUAUAUUUAGUUGCUACAAUAGCUCUUCACGCGUUGGCUACUGUAGGCCUAGAAGAAAAAAUUACACAAAGUUCUAUGAAAAGGGAUGAUCGUAAUGAUGAUGAUGAAAUAAGGUCAUCACGACACAGCCUCGUCACUAGCGACACCUCAACUCCACCUCGAACCAUGAACGUAGAUUACCGUUUGACCGACACAAGAAUCCGAAUAGCUCCUCCAGUAGCUUUUGUAUGGGUGUUAUCUGCAUCGCUUAGCAUUCCGGAAUUUGUAUUGGCCACUACAGUCCAUUUUGACCACGAUGUAGUGCUAUGCACCCUUGUGGACACCACUCAUAGACUUAGUAUGCAUUCGUUACUUGCAGUUUUCAACUUGUUCUUACCCUUUAUGAUAAUGAGCACUGCCGCUAUUUUAAUAAUUAUCAAACUAAAGUCAAACAAAAGACGCUCUGAAUCUAGAGAGGGUGAGACACAUUCCGCGCUAAAAUUAUCACUGUUUUUAAUUUCUAUGUAUAUCAUUCUUUGCACCCCACGUUCUAUUGUUAUGGUGUACAGUUUGUACUCGACAUCAACAGCUGAUAAUGAAUAUGCUGUAGAGCAACCGAAUUACACUUUAGCUUUAGCUAAUUUGGCUUGCAGCUGUAUUUAUCUUGCUGCAAUUGUUGUGCGUCCCUUACUUUGUAUAACACUUCUUCCGUGUUUAAGAAAAACCUUUUUUGAUCGAAGAAAUUCCAACAUGAUUGAUAUUUAA
Molecule: messenger RNA, 1050 nt
Organism: Parnassius apollo (apollo)
Lineage: Eukaryota; Metazoa; Arthropoda; Insecta; Lepidoptera; Papilionidae
Source: the annotation of a GenBank genome assembly